AUGCCUGUUUCACGAACGAUGUCAUCGAAAUCUUCGCAAGAGAAUUCAGAAGAUGAAUCCGAAUCUCCAUCGCCUGACGAUGUUCUCAAAAUCUUAAUAACAACAGAUAAUCAUCUCGGUUUUGCAGAACGAGAUGAUGAACGUGCAAAUGAUUCUUUAAUUGCAUUCGAAGAGUGUCUUCAAAUAGCGCGUGAUGAAAAUGUAGAUUUCAUUUUACUCGGCGGCGAUCUGUUUCACGACAAUAAACCAUCGAGUCAUAUCAUGUUAGAAUGUAUCAAUCUCUUACGAAAAUAUUGUCUCGGUGAUAAAACAAUUGAGUUCAAGUUGAUCAGCGAUGAAAAAGUCAAUUUUUCAUCAACAGUGCAGUCGAAUCCUUUUCCAUGGGCAAAUUUCAAAGAUCCGAAUUUAAAUAUUGGCAUUCCCGUCUUUUCUAUUCAUGGAAAUCACGAUGAUCCAUCCGGUUCGACGCCAUUAUGUCCACUUGACUUGUUAAAUUCUUGUGGCUUAGUAAAUUAUUUUGGAAAUCUCUCAUCGUUAGAAAAUAUCGAUAUUCAUCCUUUACUUUUUCGUAAAGGCCAGACAAACUUAGCUAUUUACGGUCUCGGUUCCAUACGUGACGAACGUUUACAUCGGAUUUUCUUGAAAAAUCAAAUAAAUCUACUUCGACCAACGAAUCAACCCGACGAUUGGUUCAAUAUCUUCGUCAUUCAUCAAAAUCGUGUUGCACAUGGACCAAAAAACUACAUUCCGGAACAGUUUCUCCAUGAAUUUUUAGAUAUCGUCAUAUGGGGGCAUGAACACGACUGUCGAUUGACACCAGAAUUCAACACUGUUCAAAAGUUCUUUGUUAUUCAACCUGGUAGUACAGUUGCAACGUCAUUGAGUGAAGGCGAACAAAUCCAAAAACAUGCAGGAAUCCUUCAUAUAUAUAAGAAAACAUUUAAAUUACAACAACGGCCAUUACAAACCGUUCGACAAUUUUAUUUUGUUGAUAUUAAUUUAAGCGAUCAUAUCGAUGAGAAAGCUUUGAAGACACUAUCGAAUAGUAAACUCGAACAAAAGCUUGAUAAAAUUCUAACAGAUACAAUCGACGAACUACUCGUUCGUGCUGAGAAAGAACAUACUGGUCAUCCGAAACAACCCAAAAAGCCUUUAAUUCGUCUCCGUGUUGAUUACACUGGUUUUGAUCUAUUUGAUUCAUUUAAUGACAUUCGUUUCGUUCAAAAAUUUUCUGAUCGAGUCGCCAAUGCCAAAACAAUGAUAAAUUUACACAAGAAACGCGAACAAAGCCUGUUGAAAUCUCACGAGAUCAAACUUGAUCCUGAUGCAAUUAAAAUCUCGAAUGAUCAGUUUAAAAAUGCACAACGCGUCGAGCAUUCCAUUCAAACUUAUUUCGAUUCGACAACUGAAAAUAAUCGAUUACGUUUACUCGACGAAAAAUCGAUGUUAGCAGCACUGACCGAGUUUAUUGAUAAAGAUGAAGUUUAUGCCUUGAGUACAAUGGUCGAAGGACAGAUUGAACAGACACAAAAAUUUCUAUCGAAUCAAAUUCACACGGAUGAUGUAGCGUUUCUCGAAGAAGAGUUAAAGCGUUUUAAAAUGUUACAAAAUGUUGAUGAUGAUCAAGCUAAUCAACGGCGACGAGAUUUACUAACAGUAGCACGAAAAGAGCGACUUAAAAUAAACGGCGAUCGAUCAUACAAUGAUGACGACGACGAUGAUGAUUUAAUGGUCACUCAAACCAGAAGAACGAAAAAUGACGACAGUGAUAAUGAAAAUGAUGACGAUGAUGCAUUUGAGAUCAAUUCCAUGCGGCCAACGCAAAAGCGUACACAAGUGUCUACAACGGCAGGUCGUGGACGUGGCCGAGGUCGAGGAAGAGCGAAAGCAACGCCAAUAGCAACACCUCGUGGCAAACGAAAACCUUUUUAA
Molecule: messenger RNA, 1932 nt
Organism: Adineta ricciae
Lineage: Eukaryota; Metazoa; Rotifera; Eurotatoria; Adinetida; Adinetidae
Source: the annotation of a GenBank genome assembly